Pseudopodoces humilis (Tibetan ground-tit) is the source of this 1489-nucleotide messenger RNA. NCBI's taxonomy places the organism in Eukaryota, Metazoa, Chordata, Aves, Passeriformes, Paridae. The record is from RefSeq and is a predicted model, not a curated record.
CCCGGAAGCGCGUCCGGCCGGCCGGAAGCGAAGGCCGGGAGGAGAAUGGCGGAGGGGGAGGUGUCCGAGGGCUGCCGCCUGCCCGUGCUGCGCCGUAACCAGGACAACGAGGAUGAGUGGCCACUGGCCGAGAUCCUGAGUGUGAAGGACAUCAGUGGGAGGAAGCUGUUCUAUGUCCACUACAUCGACUUCAACAAACGCCUGGACGAGUGGGUGACCCACGACCGGCUGGACCUCAAGAGGGUCCAGGUGCCCCGAAAAGAGGCCAAGACCCCCACCAAGAACGGCCUGCCCGGCUCCCGGCCCGGAUCCCCCGACAGGGACCCGAAGCGGAAGGUCGAGGUGGUGUCACCGGCCACGCCCGUCCCCACCCCCAGCGAGACCUCGCAGGCGUCCGUGUUCCCCCAGAACGGCUCAGCGCGCCGGGCGGUGGCGGCUCAGCCGGGCCGGAAGAGGAAAUCAGCGUGUCUGGGGACAGAUGAGGACUCGCAGGACUCGUCGGACGGAGCCCCCUCGGCGCCCAGGAUGACCGGGAGCCUGGUGUCGGACCGGAGCCACGACGACAUCGUCACCAGGAUGAAAAACAUCGAGUGCAUCGAGCUGGGCCGGCACCGCCUCAAGCCCUGGUACUUCUCCCCGUACCCGCAGGAGCUGACGGGGCUGCCCGUGCUGUACCUGUGCGAGUUCUGCCUCAAGUACGGGCACAGCCUGCGCUGCCUGCAGAGACACCUGACCAAAUGUGACCUCCGGCACCCCCCUGGGAACGAGAUUUAUCGCAAGGGCACCAUUUCCUUCUUCGAGAUCGACGGCCGCAAGAACAAGAGUUAUUCCCAGAAUCUCUGCCUCCUGGCCAAGUGUUUCCUGGACCACAAGACCCUUUACUACGACACCGACCCCUUCCUCUUCUACGUCAUGACCGAGUACGACUGCAAAGGUUUCCACAUCGUGGGCUACUUCUCCAAGGAGAAGGAGUCGACCGAGGAUUACAACGUCGCCUGCAUCCUGACCCUGCCCCCGUACCAGCGCCGGGGCUACGGCAAACUGCUCAUCGAGUUCAGUUACGAGCUGUCCAAGGUGGAGGGUAAGACGGGCACCCCCGAGAAGCCGCUGUCGGACCUGGGGCUGCUGUCGUACCGCAGUUACUGGUCCCAGACCAUCCUGGAGAUCCUCAUGGGGCUCAAGGCCGAGGCCGGCGAGCGGCCCCAGAUCACCAUCAACGAGAUCAGUGAGAUCACCAGCAUCAAGAAGGAGGACGUGAUCUCCACCCUGCAGUACCUGAACCUCAUCAACUACUACAAGGGUCAGUACAUCCUGACGCUCUCCGAGGACAUCGUGGAGGGCCACGAGCGGGCGAUGCUCAAGCGGCUCCUGCGCAUCGACGCCAAGUGCCUGCACUUCACCCCCAAGGACUGGAGCAAGCGGGGCAAGUGGUGAGGCCACGCCCCGCCAGGCCACGCCCCCCUCAUUAAACACCACCUGGCCCCGCCCA